Molecule: messenger RNA, 1158 nt
Organism: Rotaria sordida
Lineage: Eukaryota; Metazoa; Rotifera; Eurotatoria; Philodinida; Philodinidae
Source: the annotation of a GenBank genome assembly
AUGACCAGUUGGCAAAAUAUUCUUGAUCAUUUGCCUACUGGAACUGGUCGACCAACGAUUCAAAAUAACAAUACAUCCAAUAAUGAAUCUACUCAUAGAGCACCUAUUAACAAUACCGAUGAUCAUGAAGAUCCAUCUCGUCCUUAUCGAGCUCGUGAACGACAAUUAGUAUUUCUUCCUCGUAAACGUAAUUUUGUUCCUAAAUUCAAUUUACUUGGUUUGAAACCCACUGAAGAUUUUCAACCACACAAUAUGGGCUUCUUUCAACCUCAUGGUUUAGUUGAAGAUGAAACUGUAUGGAAAAAAUCUCUUCGAGAUUUGGCAAUGUCACUUGGAUUUAUUACACAAAAUGAAAUUAAUCGAAUUCAAAAACCGGCUACUUUAGCUAAUUUUUAUGGACCACCAUCGACAACAGGUAGUUUACGCACAAGUGUUCCUUCAACAUCAUCAGGUCCAACACCUCGUUUUAAUGAACCAUUACCACCACCAAGUCGUGGAGAACGAAUCUUUGCUAAAGCACAUGCUAAACCUGCAUGGUAUUAUAAAGUUGAUGAUCAUGAACGAGAAGCUUGGAUGCUACAAGUACUCUGUCAAAUUUUGGGUACGGAUGAUAUAUCUCUUGUACAAACAUGGCUUGCUUCAUCACACAACGCAGAACGAGAUUUAGCUCGUCAAUUGAUUGUUCGUGCGUUAGAUGGUCUUGGUGAAGGUGAUCGAUUUCGAACAAUACUUCCAUCCCUUGAUGUUGACAUGGAUACACUUAAUAAUUUUGUCAACGGGAUUUCAGUUCCUCAAUUAUCUGUCGAUGGAAUAUUUCGACCAACCUUUAAACGACCGAAAAGAAGAACUCAACUUCGAUCAUUAGAUGAAAAACAAACUCUUCAAGAUACACGUACUGAUGAAGAAGUUAUGGCUGAAUUUUCAAGUCCAACAUUAGCCGUUAUGCAAACAACGCCCAAUAAUUGCAGUGGAUCCGGUGAUACAGCUCGUCUUCGUACACCAUUUCUACCACCAAUACCAGCUCGAUGGAUGAUGCAUAAUGAUGGUAGUUUUCGAACACCAUCGGCUAAAAAAUCAACAAAUGAACCUAAUUUAUCACAAAGUUUCUCAUGGCCAAAUUCAUCCCAUCCGACGAAUGCUGGCUCCGUUUUUACAUGA